Messenger RNA from Dichotomopilus funicola, 4245 nucleotides. RefSeq names its product D-isomer specific 2-hydroxyacid dehydrogenase. The record is from RefSeq and is a predicted model, not a curated record. Bases 1 to 4245 code for a protein of 1414 amino acids. The transcript has 5 exons. Gene Ontology annotation, molecular function: NAD binding; oxidoreductase activity, acting on the CH-OH group of donors, NAD or NADP as acceptor. Lineage: Eukaryota; Fungi; Ascomycota; Sordariomycetes; Sordariales; Chaetomiaceae.
AUGGCCCCCUCCGCCAUAUCCCCUCCCCCCUCUUCCACCACCUCUUCUCCCGGAAUAACCCCCCUCCGCGUCCUAGUCCCCGAAAAACUCUCCCCCGAAGGUCUCGCCCUCCUCCGCUCCGCCUCCCUCCAAGUCGACGUCCCCGCCCCCGGCUCUCUCUCCCCCGCGGACCUCCUCGCCCAAAUCCCCUCUUACCACGCCUUGAUUGUCCGUUCAGAGACAAAAGUCAAUGCUGCCGUUCUGGCCGCCGGAGGAGAAGGCAAGCUGCGUGUGGUAGCUCGCGCCGGCGUGGGGGUCGAUAACAUCGACGUCGACGCCGCUACCACGCAGGGAGUCAUCGUAGUCAACAGUCCCAGUGGGAAUAUAGUAGCAGCGGCAGAGCACACCAUCGCCUUGCUGCUCGCGGCAGCGAGGAAUGUGGGCAGGGGGGAUGCGGGGAUGAAAGCCGGGAAAUGGGAGAGGGGGAAGUUGGUCGGGGUGGAGGUCGGGAGGAAGGUGUUGGGGAUUGUGGGCUUUGGGAAGGUGGGGGUGAAGGUUGCGCGGAUGGCGAAGGGGUUGGGGAUGAGGGUGGUUGUGGUUGAUCCUUAUGCUAGUGCUGAGGUGGCCAGGGGGGAGGGGGUGGAGUUGAGGGGGGAGUUGGGGGGGAUGUUGCCCGAAUUGGACUUCCUAACAGUACACACCCCCCUCCUAGCAAGCACGGCCAACCUCCUCGGCGAAAAAGAACUCCGCUCCAUGAAGCCCACCGCGCGCGUCCUCAACGUAGCCCGAGGCGGGGUCUACAACGAAGCCGCCCUGCUCAAAGCCCUCGACGAAGGGUGGAUAGCGGGCGCCGGGCUGGACGUGUUCACCUCGGAACCGCCCCUGCCCGACUCCGUCGCGGCCAAGCUGGCGGCGCAUCCCAAGGUGGUUAGUACGCCGCAUCUGGGGGCGAGUACCGUCGAGGCGCAGGAGAAUGUGUCGAUGGAUGUGUGCACGCAGGUGGUGGAGGUUCUGAGGGGGGGGUUGCCGACGGCGGCGGUGAAUGCGCCGUUGAUUUUGCCGGAUGAGUAUAGGCGGUUGCAGCCGUUUGUGAAGUUAGUCGAACGCAUAGGCAGCCUCUACACCCAACACUUCGCCACCCAAACCCACUCCCGCAACGACCGCCGCUUCGAGCUCUCCUACCACGGCGAGCUCGCCGGCAUCAGCAACACCCGCCCGCUCUUCGCCGCCCUCGUCAAAGGCCUCGUCAGCUCCAUCAGCGACCUGCGCGGCCGCGACGUCAAUAUUGUCAAUGCCACGCUCGUCGCACGGGAGCGCGGGAUCGCGAUUGAUGAGAAGCAUGUUCGGGCUGAGGAUGCUGGGGGUGUGGCCCGGGUGGGUGGUGGGAGUGGGGGGAGUGUGACGUUGAGGAGUUUGAGUACAUCUACGGGUACGGAUGCUGGUGCUGCGGGUAAGGAAGGAGAUGGGGAGGAGCAGACGAUCGAGGGGUAUGUGAGCGGGAGUAGUGCGUAUAUUUCUCGGUUGGGUCGGUUCCGGGCGGAUUUCACGCCCGAGGGGACGUUGUUGGUGCUGCAUAACUUUGAUCAGCCGGGGAAGAUUGGGAAUGUGGGUAUGGUGUUGGGUCAGCAUGGGGUGAAUAUCAAUUUUAUGCAGGUUGCUGCGCUGGACGGGAAGGGUGCUGGGCUGGCUGUGCCGGGGGAUGUGGUGGAUGGGCCGUUGGAGACGAAGGAUCGGAGUGAUCGGGAGGCGUUGAUGAUUUUGGGCGUGGCGGGGGAUGUUACUGAAGGGUUGUUGGAUGAGUUGGCCAAGGCGGAGGGGAUCUUGAAUCACGCGUGGAUAUCGACACUCACACCAUAUCGACUGACACUAGCCAGUACCCGUUGGCACCGACCAACAUUAACACUAAUAUCCACCACACCAACAUCCGCCUCCGCCGUUAUGGACGACUUGUCGCGGAUGUCGGAUGUGGAGGGCGAUGUGGCCAUAGUGGACGAUCACACCUUUGGUCCGUCGGGACGAGGAGCCCGGUCUCCCGUGCCCAAGUCGCGCUCGCUUUCCGACGGCGGUCACACCCCCAAGCUAUUGUCUCCCUCGCCUCACAUUGUCGAAGCCGCCCUGCGCCUCUCCAAGGACGAUAUCGCCAUUCGGGAUAAAACCCGCCAGACCGCCCCGGCACUUCCCCCCUCCACCCCGGUCCGAGCCGGUUUUCACGCCCGCGGCCUCCUCCUGCGCAUGCCACCGCCCGAUCCGGAACCCGAAUCCGCACCUGCACCCGCCUCGCCUGCCGCCGGCCAACCCAGUUUCGCCCGGCCCCCGCCUCACUCGCCGAAACUCGACCAGCACCCAUAUGCCUCGCCGCCCACCAACAUCCUCCCGCGUCGCUCCCGCGGCCUCGAUUUCUCCCGUGCAGCCACCAGUUUGCACCAUUCCACCCUCGCCGCACCAUCCUCACCCGAUUCUUCUCCGACAAUCGGAUCGCGCGCCAUGAACAUUCCGGGUCGUCGCGCCGAAUACGGCGGCGGUUCCGGCGCAGACCAGACCUCGACCUCGCUCUGGUCCAUGAUGGGCAAUCACGAGCGCAUGCACAUCGCCGCCAGUUCCGUAGGCAGCACCACCGGCCACGCCAUGUCCGACCUGUCCUCCAGCUCCGACGACGACGAUUACAUGGACGAGGACAUGGACGAAGCCUACAUCACAACCCCGCAGGUACAAAAAGUCGGCAUGUCACGUUCCUCCAUGGGCGCGCCCUGGAUGCCGGGGUCGCCGGCGGCCAGCAAUUUGCUCAGUUUCCAACAGCGGCAGCGGCAGCGGCAGAAGCAGCGGAACCAGCCCAAGAAGAAACCGCGCGGGCCGAUUGGAUUGGGGUUUCACUCGCCUGCGGGGUCGUCGGUUGGGAUGUCCAGGUCGCCGCCGAAUAGCAUGAUGGGGGGUGGCCAUGAUAUGUCGCCGCAUGCGAGGCGGGAGAGUAUUAGCUGGGCGGCGAACCAGUUGAAUAUAUCGGGGAAUGAGAGCGAUGAUAGUCAUAGGCAGGCGGAUGGAAUGGAUAGUCCGUCGCGGCCGAGUAUUGUGCGGCGGGCUGUUACCCGGAGGGGGAAUUUACUGCCCAAAACAAAAGGAUUCGCCCGCAUCCGCGCUGCCCUCGCCGAAGAGAGCGCGCCCGUCGAGUCCGAAUUCCGCCACGAAGCCGAAGUAGUCCGCCAAGUCCGCGAAAGCGACAUGGACCUCGAGCCGCGCUACCCCCUCCCACAAUCCGGGCCCUCGACCGCCCUCUCCAGCCCAAACCUAGCCACCCACGACAGCUUGGAGGAAAUCACCGACGACAUCAUGAUGAUGGACUCCGGCUCCGGUUCCGGCGCCGGGAUGAUGACUGGUGGCACCUUCAAGCAGCAAGCCAUCAAGAACUCCAAGGGCAAAGUGUUCUGGGAUACCUUUUCCGAGACGAGUAGCACGGGCGGGGGGGCUACACAGCGUGUUACGCCGCCUCCGCCGUCGUUUGUUGCGCGCGCGUCCUCGUCGGUUAUGAGUUUGGAGGAUAUGAGCAUGGACUCGCCGUCGACGAGCUCUAAUGGUGGUGCGAGCCAGGGGAAUUCGUUUGUCCCGCCGGGGAGUGGAAGCGCGGGGGGGCAGAUAACUACUAGCUCUGGUCACGGUACGCCGUCUUUUCCCUCCCAGAGACCCAGCAGCAGCAGCAGCAACAACAACCACACCACCGCCACCCCCAACCCAAACCAACCCCCUCAACCCAACCCCCCACCAACUAGCCAUUCCACUUCUAACUCCUACACCAACCCCCUAGGAAUCGGUCUAGGCCUCGGAGGCGGCCUGGGUCCAACCCCCCCCACAGCAGCCGAAAUAACCCGGCGCAUCAACAGCAAACGGCGUCGCGGCCGAGACGAUGAUCUCGACCCCGUCAGCAUCAAGCGUCGCGCUGUGAGUCCGGGGAUGAGUGUGCAUAACUCGCCGGUGCUGCAGAGUCCGUUGCAGAGGGAUAUGGCGCCGUGGGGGGCUACGAACGCAACUCAAGGAGGAGUGGGAGGGGGUGGAAGUGGGGGAGGGAGUGGGGGUGUGUCGAUUUCGUCGAGGCCGGGGAGUGUUGGGGGGGAUGGUACCGGUGCUGGUAGUGGGAGCGGGAAUGGGAGUGGGAGUGGGAGUACGGGUGGGAAUACGAGUGGGAGUGCUGGGGGGAGGAGUACCGGGAAACUAAGGAUUGGACUGCAGGGGAUGGUGGAUACGAAUGAUGGGAUUACGAGGUUGAGUAUUGAGUAG